Molecule: messenger RNA, 813 nt
Organism: Podarcis lilfordi (Lilford's wall lizard)
Lineage: Eukaryota; Metazoa; Chordata; Lepidosauria; Squamata; Lacertidae
Source: the annotation of a GenBank genome assembly
AUGAACACUCAAGCCCUUCAAGAUCCCAUUAAGCGGGAUUGCUUCCAAACGACUCUUAAGGACCAUCUGCUUUCAGAAUUCCCUGAUAACAUCAAGGAACACUGGACCAAGCUAAAAACAUCCAUUAUUGCAGCCUGUGAACAAACUAUUGGAUACCAAACCAAGAAACACCAGGACUGGUUUGAUGAGAAUGGCAGUGAGAUUGAACGCAUGAUUGACAAGAAAAGGAAGGCAUUUCAGAUCUGGCAAAGAGAUAGAGACUGUGCCACUAAGGGAAAAAAAAAAACCUAUGCCAAUGCUAAGAACCAGAGAACUAAAAAACACCUGGUGGAUAAAAAAAAAGCUCAAGAGAUCCAGCACUUAGCCGACACUCAUGAUGCACAGAGUUUCUUUAAAGCCACAAAGACCAUCUAUGGACCAAUAAAUCAUGGCAUAUGCCCCCUACGCUCAGCAGAUGGUACCACACUUCUAAAAGAUAAAGAAGCCAUUGCACUGUGCUGGAAAGGACACUACCAACAUCUCCUUAACCACAACUCCCCCAUAGCUGCUGAGGUCCUCUCACAAAUCCCGCAAAAACAAAUUAGAGAUGAGCUUGCAGUAUCUCCAAAUCUGGGAGAGGUGUGUACAACUAUUAACCAAGUGAAAAACAACAAAGCCAGUGGACCUGAUGGGAUACCUGCUGAAAUCUUCAAAGUGGGUGGAAUUGAACUUACACAACAACUUCACAAGCUCAUCAAAAAAAUCUGGGAGAGAGAAGCAAUCCCAGCAGUCUUCAGGGAUGCCAAAAUUAUCAAUCUGUUUAAAAAAAGGUGA